UUAGAGAUUACAUUGUGAGCAAUUUAUAAUAUUUUACAAUAUAUCUUAUAAUAUAUUUCAAAUUUAUAUUAAUAUAAAUUAAUAAUAAUAACAUACCUAUAUAUUCAUAUUUUUACAAUUUUUAAUCUAUAUGUAUAUGAUAAAAUUACAUAUAUAAAUUGUAAUAGUAAAAUAUACGGAUAUAGUUAUAUAUAAUUAUAGUAUGAUUUUAGAGAGAGAUUAUGAUAUAUUCCUGUGACAAUAAGUCUUUAUUUAAAUUUAGAGGUAAUUUACUAACAUUUAUCCCAUUUCAAGCGUGCGUUACCUGGGAGAUGUAAACAAUUUCAUUAUGGAUCCGUUUCCUGCAAUCUUUCGCAUUCUAUCGUUUGCAUUCAAAAUGAAAUACUUACAUAUUCAGAUAUUAAAAACAAAAAGGAAUGGUAAAGGGUGAAGAAUUUAAGGAAAAAUACAUAAAGGAUAUAAUCGAGAAAGGAAUGGAAAUAUCUAUUGUGGAUAUUAUUUUUAUCGAUUAAUUAUUUGUAAAAAAGUUUUCGAGCAAAAUGGCAGCGUCCUUGCAAACUCGUGUUCUAUAUGGUUUAAAAACAGAUAUAAUCGGUAACGCACAUUACAUUACGGAUGCGGAAAUUUUAUAUCCCGUUGGUAAUGUAUUGGCGAUUCAUAAUGUUCUUCAGUAUCAGCAAAAGUUGAUUCGAUUAUCCGAUAAAAAUAUAAAUGUCAUUUGCGUCUCGGCUAACAAAAAAUACGUCGCUGUAUCUGAAGUGGGGGACAAACCUACUAUAUCUGUUUACGAUCUCCAGUCUUUGAAGCGCAGAAAACUGCUCGGAAUACCUUUCGACACGCCAGGAGUAACUAGAUUUACGAGCAUAGGUUUCACCUUUGAUAGUAAGAAUCUAGUAGCGAUUACUGGUGAACCCGAUCUAACAUUGCUCUUCUAUAACUGGGAGAAGGGUAAAGUCGAGUCGAUGUCCAAGUUGGCAAAUCCGCAAAAUCCAUUGGCGAUCCCCGAGAUAUUAGCCUGCAAUCCGACAGACUCGUCAGUGGUGGCGGUCGGCGGCCCGUACAACUUCAAAUUUCUUAUCGUUUCCGAGACAAUUUGGCGUGCAUACGGUUUUACCAAGGGAGAUAGUCUCUUGGUUUCCUCGAUGACCUGGCUGGACAGCGACCGAAUGCUCGUCGGUACCGAAGAGGGUCGUGUGCUCUAUAUGGAGAACGGCGAUUUGAAAAACAUUUACUGGAUAUCAGAUACGAUGUCAAUGAACCUCAAGAUCCGUGAGGAGUACGUUAUGCCCGUUGUCGCUAGCUUGCCGGUGACAUUGGACAACGAUCAAGAAGAGUUGGUCACCUGGGAGCAGAACGUGCGUUGCUUGAUCGGAUUUCCACGAGGUUUCGCCUACGCCCACGGUCCGGGCACCAUAAUACUUUUUGAAAAGGAAGGGAAGCACAAGUAUACGAAGAGAAACAUCUAUGUGCUUCCAAAGCAGGUGUUGAAAGAUGAAGAUCCGAAUCUAUAUAAGAUCAACAUGAUCGAUGUGAAUCCCGGACUUGACCAGCUGAUUAUCACCGCCGGUUGGUCUCAGCUGUAUUACGCUGCAUUGUGGGGUCUGGAUCUGCAGAAGGACCCUAAACCACAGCUGCUUAGAAUCAUGGGCCAGCCGUUACAUCAUGGUCCUAUCAGCGGUCUCGCCACGUGUGCAUGGAAGCCGGUCUUCAUGACAUGCGGCGAGCUGGAUCGUAGUGUUCGAUUGUGGAAUUUCGAAACUGAGAGCAUGAUCAUGCUGAAACAAUACACUGAAGAUAUAUAUGGUAUUGCGUUACAUCCAAUGGGGCUGUUCUGUUUGAUUGGCUUCACUGACAAGCUGCGUUUCAUGAGUAUCCUAAUUGACGAUUUGUUGCCAAUGCAAGAGAUUGCCAUUAGAAGCUGUACAACGAUUCGCUUCAGUUAUGGCGGUCACUUGUUCGCUGCGGUCAGCGGCAAUGUCGUGCAGGUGUACACCACCAUUGGCUUUUAUAAUCCCUUCAUCCUCAAAGGACAUACGGGUAGGGUGAAGGCUCUCCUCUGGUCGCAGACGGAUCUGAAAAUGUUAAGUAUGGGCACGGAGGGUGCCAUAUACGAAUGGGACAUGACCACCGGCAUGCGAUCCGGCGAAAUCAUUUUGAAGGGCAUCAUCUUGCAUGACAUUGCGUUGUCUUCGGACACUUCAUUCUUUUAUUGUAUCGCCAAUGACGAUUAUAUACGCGAAAUAAAAAAAAAUGAGGUUAUUCGAGAGUUUUUUUUGCCUGGUAGAGAAAUGCAUCAAAUGCUCAUGGGAAAAGAUGAUAUAACGCUAUUCAUAACUUCUGGUGGUAUCAUUAUCUCGUUGAAGUGUCCGCUUCAAACUCCGAUAGAAUCGCUAGACUUUCAUAUACACAGUGUCGAUAUUACACAGAUCGCGCUCCCUUACAAUGAGAAUUGUUUAAUCUCCGUUGCAAAAGAUGGUAGUUUAUGCAUUUGGAAAUUAUUCUAUCCCGAAGGAAAGGCGAAAAUAAGCAGAGAUCUACCAUAUACGCAUGAAGUGUUAAUCGGCACAGGCGACUUAGAGGAAAAGAUGCACACAAUCAAGAGUCUGACGGUGAGAAUGAGAGAAAUGGAAACCGAGCACGCGUAUAAACUGCGACAAAUUGAUGUACAACAUAAUGACACGUUACGCGCCGUGCAUCAAGGUUACUGCGAGGCCAUCGAGGAACUUCGAGAUAAGAUUGAAAAGCUUGAGGAGGACCAUAUAAAUGAGAUCAAUAACAUAAAUGUAGAGAUUAUGAAAAUGAAGAAGGCUCACGAGGAAGCAAUGCGACAGAUGGAAAGCAAUUAUGAGAUCAAAUUAAUUACAGAAUACGAUAAGUAUCAGGCAUUCGAAGAACGUACCACUAUAAUGCGUGAAAACUAUGAGAAACAAUUAAAAGAUCUGGAGAAGCGCGACGCGGAAGAGCUACAGAGAACCGUGACGAAGUACGAAGCUCUGCUUCACGAAAAGAAAGUGGAAUUGGAAGAAUCGUCCGAUGAAAUGGCGCACAAAGAACGCGUUCACGAGCAUUUAAUGGCACAGAUAGAGGAUGACGCGGAUCGUGAGAUUCUCGAAAUACGUACAAAGUAUGAAAAUUUGUUGUACGAGGAAAGACAGGCCAAUUUGAAGCUCAAGGGAGAGGCCGGACUGAUGCGAAAUAAAUUCAUAGCCAGCCAGAGAGACGUGGACGAUCUGAAAAGACAAGUGCAUCGCGUACAAAGUGAAUUUGAGCAGUUUCAUAAAAAUAUACAAGAACUGGAGAAGCAAAUAGCGGAGCUGAAAAAGGAGAUCAGCGAGAGAAAUGCUAUUAUUCAAGACAAAGAGCAACAGAUAUACGAUAUGAAACAGACAAAUCAGGAAUUGGAAAAGUUCAAGUUCGUACUAAAUUACAAGAUAGAGGAAUUAAAGAAUCAAAUAGAGCCGAGAGAUCGUGAAAUACAGGAACUAAAGGAGAAUAUUCGGGACAUGGAGGCGGAGCUCAUAAGUCUUCAAAAAACUAAAGUGAAUCUAGAAUUGCAGUUGCACGAAGCGCGUGAGAAAUUGCGCGCAGCGCGUCAAGAGCUCGAUCGCGAAAUGCAUAAAAAUAAACGGUGUGAACAGCUUGUGCGAAAAAUUCGCGUAGACAUUCUCAAUGCUGCGGGACUCAUACAAGAACCAAACGCUUUGAAAACGGCGGUGAGAGAUUUAUAUCAUAAAUACAGCGCGGACGAUGAAUUUUUACGUAGUCGCAAAGCAGAUGUGGACGCGCAAUGCGAAUUCAUCAAGCAAAGGGACUAUUUGGAAAGGACCGUUGCAUCUUUAAGGAAGCAAGUGUUCCAGGACACGGCUACCGGUGAUAAAGGUUUAGAAAAAAUGAUAGAGGAGAAUAGCAUGCUUAUUGUGGAACUAAACGCUCUGAGGCAGGAAUUGAAAGAGACACGACAGCAUAUUUUCCAUAUAGAGAGUCUCUUAGGUUUAACACGAAAGGUGCAACCUUUAGAAGCGAGAAAGAAAUUGGAUAAAGUAUAUCGCGGGUACGAGGAGCUACAGGAAAAAUAUACGACACAAAUGCAGGAGUAUCAGCAGGUUAUUCUAGCAUUGAAGGAAGAUAUCAAACGACUUUUAAGCAAGGUUCCUUGUGAAGAGAUGGAAACUGAAAAGAAAGAAUCUUAAACAAUUUCGCGAAAUUAAAUAUACUCGUUUCUUUCGGAAAUGUGAGCAGUUUAAAAAUAGUUUUAAUAACAAAUCAUUGUUUUUCAAUAAUUAUAUAUAAGGAAUUUUCAAUUUGUUCCUAUUGUAUAUUGCAAUUUAUAUGUGUGAACAUAUGUAUAUAUUAUAUAUUUUUUUUUAUUCGGAAAAAGUAAAUAAAAAAGCAUUAUAUGUCAUAAUAUAUAUAAUUAUAGAAAAAGAUAGUUACCACAUAUUC
Cataglyphis hispanica is the source of this 4443-nucleotide messenger RNA. It is a transcript of the gene tous, whose product is annotated as cilia- and flagella-associated protein 57. The coding region runs from base 540 to 4190 and encodes 1216 amino acids. The transcript has 4 exons. The record is from RefSeq and is a predicted model, not a curated record. Gene Ontology annotation, molecular function: protein binding. Lineage: Eukaryota; Metazoa; Arthropoda; Insecta; Hymenoptera; Formicidae.